AUGCGAUUGUGCGCGAACGAGGAGCGAAGGGAGGUGACGGCGGCGAUGAAAUCGCGGCUAAGACUCGCGGCGAAAGAGUUUCGGACGCGAGAUGAGAAUCGCGAGGCGCAGACCAAGGUGAGAAUCGCAACCGUGAAGGCGGCUUGCGAGCGCGAUCGCGAGGCGACGGAGAGAGCGCGCGAAGAGGCGCUUCGAGCGGAGAUGGAGGCGCGAAUGCGCAUCGUGGAGAACGCUCGAGCCGUCGAAGAAGAGCUUAUGAACGAUUUACGUUUCGAACGCAACGAACGCGGCCAAAUGGAGAAAGAAUUCGCGCGAGAAAUCGAAGCGUUGCGCGCGGCGCACGCGGCAGAGAUGGAGAAAGUCAACGCCGAGGCCGAGGCGCGCGUAGAACGCGUCAAGAAGGAAAUGUGCGACAAAACCAUCGAGCUAGAACGCGUUCAAAAGGACCACAAAGACUCGCUCGAUCGUGAACGUGCUUUGGCGCGCGAAAAGUACGAUAGGCAAAGAUCGGCGUACGAGUUCGUGGAGAAAUCGCUCGCCGAGACGGCAUCGGAACUCGAAUGCACGCAAAGAGCGCACGAAACCUGUCGCCGAUCGCUGGACGAGCUAAGUGCGAGCGCGAAUGAGCGCGAAAAGACCGUGAUCGGUCUGCGAACGGAGUUGACGAAUAAAACUGCGACGAUCGGCGACAUGCGCGCACGCUUGGAUCGUCUCAUUGCGAGCGAGAUUGAUCUCGCGCGGAAAUUAAGUGAGUCGCAAGAGGCGUACGCGACGAGCAUCGAAGAGCGUACGAAACUGCGCGAAAACAUUGAAACCGAACAACAAUCGCAAGCAGCGAUGAGCACGGCGCAUGCGGAGCACGUGCACGAGUUGGAGGAAACGAUUUACGACUUGCGCGCGACGAUUCGGCGCAACGAAAGCGUCGUCGAGUUGGCUACGAGAGACGGUGAGGAAAGACUGAAAAAACUGUUGAGCGAUUUGGAGGAGCGAAAUGAAAAGGCUGAGUCUGAAACAAACGAACUCGUGAAUUCGUACGAAGCUCGCAUUAAGGCGAUGGAAGUCGAACAUUCUGCGAAUCACGCGCGCGCGUUAGCUGAAUUCGCCGAGCGCGCCGACGUGGCGGAAUCGCGACACGAGGAAGCGAUCAGCGCGCUCAACGCGGCGUGGUUACGGAAAGAAAACGAAUGGAAAGACGAGAAACUGCGAUUGGAAAGCUCGCUCGAGUGCGCGACAUCGCGGGAAUCUAAAGCGAACGACGUCGUGGAAACGUACGAAGCGCGGCAUCAAACGCUCUCGGCUGAGAUGGAACGCAUCAAGUCAAGCGCGGAGGCUAAAGAGACUCAUCUGGUCGAUCAAAUACGUGACUCAAAACUUGCUUUAAACGCUGUAGAGGCGUUGACGCACAAAUUGGAGAAGAAAAUGAGCGAGCGAGAGCUCGAGUACGAAUCCGAGCGAUCCUUCGCCGACCAAAAGCUGAGGGACGAGAUCAACCGCACGAACGCUCUUUGGGAACGCAAGACGAAAGAGAACGUUCAGAUUGCGAUUGAAGAAUCUCAUCGCACGCACGAGAGUGCCAUGGAGCGCUUGAUGACUGAGAUGGAGAUGAAGGCGAAAGGCGACGUCGCGCGCGCGGUGGCAAACGUAUCCGAAGCGUAUCAUGCAAACGAGCGCGAGUUGCGCGAAGAGAUCGACGACAUCAACCGACAACACGCCAAACAAUUAGAAACCAUGGCAUUCGAGCGUGAUCGCGCGGUGAGUGAGCUGCAAGCAGACUGUAAUCAUCGUCUCGAGUCGCUCAGCGCGACGCACGUUUGCGAAAUCGAGCGCCUCACGGCUUCGCAUCGUGAGCGCGUAGAGAUGAUGGACGAGGAACACGCGAAGCAGCUGAAACAUUCCAUGGCUGAGGCCGUUCGAUUGGCCGUGCGCGAGGUGGAGGCGCAACACGACGCGCGCGAGGCGGAUCGCGCGGAAAAGGCGGCGGCAAACCAGGCGCAGGAAUUGAAAUGCGCGACGGACGAGUACGCGAGAGAUCUCGAACGUCUCGAGCGCGAGUACGAGACUAAGCUCGAAUCGUGCAUCGCAGUGAGCACGACGCUCGAGCUCGAGCGCGAGAGUUUGCGAAGUCAACUUCGUCGAGCGAGAGAAGAGCUCGGCGCGGCGGAGCUCGAGCGAGCAAUGGACGUGGAGAAGUCGCGCGAUGCCGCGGUGGCUACGGCGUACGCGCACGAAAGUGAGAUCGACUCGAUGCGCAAAGAACACAAAAUCACCAUCACGCGCAUGCAAGACGUGAACGAAUCGGCGGCGAAAGUGGCGAAUGAGGCGCUCUCGGCGUCUCGCGCCGAAAUCUCAAAGUGGCGAGCGAUGUACGAAAAGCGAGAGUCGCGUCCGGAAGACGUACGACGAAUCAAAGAUCUCGAAACGGAGCUGCGCGACGUAAGCGAGCGCUUAGAGCGCUCGGCUCAGCAUCGAAGGACUUUACAGUCCGAACUCCUCGGUCGCGCGAGCGAGUUCGAUGCGACGUCUGCGAGAAAACGCGGCGGCCUCUCCCUCAAGCGCGCGCACGCCGCCUACGCGGCGGCGCCCAGGGAAAGAUGA
Molecule: messenger RNA, 2595 nt
Organism: Ostreococcus lucimarinus CCE9901
Lineage: Eukaryota; Viridiplantae; Chlorophyta; Mamiellophyceae; Mamiellales; Bathycoccaceae
Exons: 1
Coding region: 1-2595 (864 amino acids)
Source: RefSeq, a predicted model, not a curated record